Molecule: messenger RNA, 1843 nt
Organism: Mytilus californianus (California mussel)
Lineage: Eukaryota; Metazoa; Mollusca; Bivalvia; Mytilida; Mytilidae
Product: membrane progestin receptor alpha-like
Exons: 2
Coding region: 98-1072 (324 amino acids)
Cellular component (GO): membrane
Molecular function (GO): signaling receptor activity
Source: RefSeq, a predicted model, not a curated record
UAUUUUUUCCGGUUUUACAUUUAUAAGAUGAGAGAAGACGCCUCUCAAUCAGAUGCAAUUAGAGACUGAUUUUAUAUUGGUUAAGAAAUAAUCAAAAAUGUUUUGGAACCUAGCUAACACACUCAGAGCCUCUAAAAUACCAGCUAUAAUGCAGGAACCAGGAAUCAUUAUUGGUUACCGUCAGAUUAAUCAGCCGUGGAGUUAUUAUGCAAGAAGCAUGUUUCAAAUUCACAACGAGACCUUGAAUAUAUGGUCGCAUUUGAUAGCCAUUUUCGUUCACUUGAGUUUAAUUUACCAGUAUGCCGAGAAAUGCAAUUUUUAUCGUGAACAUCAAUCAUGGACUUUAUUAAUAUUUAGUGUUUGUUGUAUAUAUUCGACGACAAUAAGUGUAAUAGCACAUAUUUUUCAUAGCAAAAACAUUGAUGCCCAUUACAGCUUAUUUCUGUUUGAUUACGCAGGCGUGUAUAUGUAUGGAUAUGCUUCCGGUUUGAUAGCCAUUUACUAUUUUUCAGAUGAAUACACCUAUGGCAUGAUCGUAAAUGUUUACUUAGUUGCCCAUUGGAUAUUCUCUUUUGGUGGCUUUGUUCUUUUGUGUAUAAUGAAAACGAACUUUGGACAUAAAGACCAACAGAGGACAAGGAAAGGUCUACUAUGUUUGUUUUUUUCAUUGCACGCAAUUCUUUUAUCUGCAACAGUAGCAAGAAAAUAUUGGCUUUUACUGAAUGGAAACCACCAAUAUUUAGCGUCAAUUACUAACUAUAAUUGGAUAUAUUUAUCAUUUAUUCUUGUAGGAGUAUCGUACGGUUGUCACUUGCCAGAAGUGUUCUUGCCAGGCAUGUUUGAUAUUAUUGGACAAAGCCACCAAAUCUUCCACAUAUUUGCAACACUGACACAGAUAUUACAGAUACGCGCAGUGCACUUUGAAAUAUCAGAAGGAAACGCUUCAUAUGGACAUCUAUCCUUGUCAUCACUCUUUAUAUUAUCAACUAUUUCUUUAGGUAUUAUCACUGUUAUAUGUGUAUUUAUCAUUAGAAUAUAUUUUCCAGUACCAAAUACAAAAAAAGAAAAAUAAACACUAUAGAGUUGUUUUCUCAUUCUUAAAUUGGAAAAUAUAUUUAUAUCAAAUGAGAAAAGAUUUAGAAAUGAGAUAUUGAGAAGCUAGGUUAACACCGCCACGUGGUCAUGUGCCUGUCACAAAUCAUAAAACUCGUCUUUGUGAAUUCUUCAUGUUUUUUCUUCUUUAUUCUUUAGGAAAUAGGGUGAUUUUAUCUCUGUGAAAGGAAAAGAUUCACUUUUACUAAAAUAUGGCCUUGGAAUUUAACUUGAUCAAAAAUUAUCCAAAAGGUCACAAUUCGAUUCUUUAAUGAAUCUAUUUCUAAAGCCACCUUCUAAGACCAUCUUGCUUAGAUUGAUGAUAAAAUAGCAAAAUAUGUGUUUCCUUUUUUCAACAAUACAGAUGGAUCAACUGUAGGUUCACGCAAGUAGCUGCAGCGUAGCGCAAUAGUUAUCUGUAUCAACAAAGAGCUUGAUGAAAGGAAUGCUUAAAGGACUUUCAGAAGUUAAAAAGGGUUACCAUCGUCGUCUGCAUGUAAUAAAAAUGUCGUAUGAAGUCUAUUAAGAAUUUAAGAUUUUUACUCAAUAGUAAAUUGCGCUUAGGUUACCUAUAAUGAUCACUUUGUCUUUACUAGUCAAGUAUUAUCCAGAAAAUAAAUAUAAUAUCUUACAAACACUACUAUAUAAUAUUCUUUUGACAGUUUUCAUAUUAAAAAGUAUUUAUUCCACCUCUCUUCUCUUCCAAAUUAAAUGCGCACUAUUUGUUCAUGCGCAUGAGAUUUGUCAAACU